Molecule: messenger RNA, 529 nt
Organism: Phlebotomus argentipes
Lineage: Eukaryota; Metazoa; Arthropoda; Insecta; Diptera; Psychodidae
Gene: RpS25
Product: small ribosomal subunit protein eS25
Exons: 2
Coding region: 66-425 (119 amino acids)
Cellular component (GO): cytosolic small ribosomal subunit
Molecular function (GO): structural constituent of ribosome
Source: RefSeq, a predicted model, not a curated record
CGAAAAUAGUGUUGCCAGGCGCGAAUUUCCGGUUGUCACUCUCUUUUGCGUGAAAAAAAUACAAGAUGCCUCCGAAGAAGGACGCAAAGUCGACGGCGAAGCAGCCCCAGAAGACACAGAAGAAGAAGGAGGGCUCCGGCGGCGGCAAGGCGAAGAAGAAGAAGUGGUCGAAGGGAAAAGUGCGCGACAAGCUCAACAAUCAGGUGCUAUUCGACAAGGCGACGUACGAGAAGUUCCUGAAGGAAGUGCCGCACUGGAAGCUCAUCACGCCUUCUGUGGUGUCUGAGCGUCUGAAGGUGCGCGGCUCGCUGGCGAAGCAGGCGCUGAAUGAGCUCCGCGAGAAUGGCCACAUCAAGCUGGUGGUGAAGCACCAUUCGCAGCUGAUCUACACGCGGGCGACCAAGGGAGACGACAUCGUGGCCUGAACAGCUUCCGGACGACGUCAUGUAGACGCGAUGGGGCAAUAAAGGGGCGCGCGAGUGUUGAGAGAAGGAGAAAGAAAAAAAAAACUGUGUUUCAAUUUGUAUCA